Molecule: messenger RNA, 2828 nt
Organism: Linum trigynum
Lineage: Eukaryota; Viridiplantae; Streptophyta; Magnoliopsida; Malpighiales; Linaceae
Source: the annotation of a GenBank genome assembly
CUCUAAUGAUCUAGAUGUAAAAAAAUCAAAAUCUUAAGGGUGGUGAACAAAAAAUAAAAUCUUAAAAUAUAUUAAAGCGCUUUUAGAAAAGUGCCUCUGCCACGUACGCCUUUAAGCACAGCCCGCAAUUCUCGGACUUUAAUAUUUUUAUUAACUUUUAAACUUUUAAUGGCUGCAAUUGGUAGGCGGUGGUUAUCCAUUUUUUUCGUUCAAUUUUUCAGACGUGUUUUUUUUAUUAAGAAUGGGGUGUAUGUUCUUUUUCUAAAGUUGGAUGUACUUUUUAUUCUACCAAAAACUCUGCCUCAUGGAUUGAAUUCAGAUAUAAGUAUAACAAAAUCCCUUUCCUUUAGAAAAGAGUAUAUCAACGAUAAAGUAUCUUAACCAUAAAAACAUAGCAAAAUUUCAUUUCAAAUGAAUAAAAAUUAAUACAUUUAUCAGAAUUUCAAUUUAAAUUAAUUUAAUACAAUUUAAAUUAAUUUUCAAAUGACAUUUAGUUUAUACUCACCUAAAUUCAAAAUAUAUAUGUUGGGCAUGCGACUCGGACCUAGACGCGCCAGAGGAACGCACCAACGCUACCCCAAAUGUGCCAAACCCUGCGGGACGCGAUGCGACCGAAGACUCCCAGCGCGAAGAUCCCAGAGCGGUUCAGCGCGAAGCCCUUGAGCGUGACGUUGUGAAGGCAGACUAGCGCGAAGAUCUCGAACGCGACACAGGCUACGCGCACGCGGAAGGAUCAAGGCGUUAACCAGACCAAAGAGCCGCAGAAAGCGUCGUCUCGCUUCCCGAGGAGUAGUCACAUCAGAACCCUAAGCACAGUCAUAGGUAGGCCUCUGACAUGUCCUAGGUAUAAGCAUGGUCUAAAUCCCUGACAUGUCAGUGGUCAUGUCAUUGUCCCCACAUGUAACUCAACCACUCACCCACCACCAUGUAGCCUAUAAAUAGGGCAUUUACUCCGGUGGGUGAGAGGAUGAGAUUUUUCGGACUCUAUCUCUAGAAUCAUCGACUUCUCUCUCUAAAAUAUUUCUCUCUCAAUUCUCUUUGUAAUCUCCUCAGUUCUUCCAUCGACGAUUAUUCCCUCAUUGCUUACUCUCCUUGACCCAUUUUUUCGAGCCUCCCUCCUACACCCAGUUAGGCUCAAACAAUUGGCGCCCACCGUGGGGUCAAGUAGAGAAGCAAGAAAAACCGACCUAUGGCAAAGCAUAACUCCAACUCACCUGACAAAUCAACCCCCAUCAAAGCGAUGACCAACCCAAAAGAAUUCGCGGAAGCUAGCAAUCUCAACGUAGUGCUCCUGGAAGAGGAAGAGCCCGAGCUCACAGCCAAGGAAAUGAGACAGCUGAUGGCGAAGCAGAACGACAUCAUAGCUAACAUGCAGAAACAAAUGAGCCAGGUCAUAGCGCUCAUGAUGAGCAAAGAGGCCGCGGCAACAGCUGGCGCGACACCAUCCGCGCCCCAACAAGUCCCAGGAGAAGCGUCGGGGACUGCCCUACCACCGCACCCCGCGCACGAAACGCAACAAGUCGAGCUCACAGUAUGCGCGACACCAGUCGCGCCCCAACAAGCCCCAGGAGAAACGUCGGGGACGGUCCCACCACCGCACCCCGCGUACGAAACACAACAAGCUGAGCUGCCAGGAAGGGCGGACCUCAGUUUUCUGGAGCAACACCUGUCUCCGCAAUACCGACUCAACCCACCCAAGAGGGCGCUCCACCAGCCGCUAAGCCCGGAAAUCAUGGCGGAACACCUGAGCAGAAUGCCACCCGCCCUCCCAACAUACAACGGGACGACUGAUCCCGAAGACCACGUGAGCACCUUCUGCCUGCGGAUGCAGCUCCAAACCAACUCCAACGCGGCGCUAUGCCGAACCUUCCCAUCAACAUUCUCCGGGAUAUGCCUAGACUGGUAUAACAGGCUCCCGAACGGGAUCAUCCGCUCAUUUGAGGAGUUCAUACUCCUAUUCACGACGAAGUUUGCAUCCCAAAAAAGAAGGCCCCUCCACCUCAAGGCGCUAGUAGACCUCAGGCAAAAGGACGGGGAAAGCCUACGAUCAUUUUACGCCAGAUGGUCCAGGGUGGCGAUGGCAGUGCGUGACCUUACCCCCGAAACCGCCGCUCAUCACCUGAUGGAAGCCACCACCAACAUGGAACUCAAGCGGGAGCUAGCAAAGAGGCCCGUAAUUCUAUCAACGGAGUUGGAGAUGAAGAUUGAGAAGGCAAUUACGCUGGAAGAAACCCUCGGAGCGGGAUCUGUUAGGCGCUUCGAGCCAGCCAAAUUGCCACGAGAAGAGCAGGGACGUCGGCAGCUCACGCUGCCGCGAGAUCAGCUAGCGCAGCUGCACAGCGGGCAAAAGCGCCAUCCCCCUCCCCCACAAGAGCAAGCCCAGCGAGGAAGAUCGCCAGACAGGCGCGCACCCCACGCUUUUACACCGCUCAAUAGGGGUGAACAAACACACCCGCAAACCGACCCACCCGUCCAACCCGACCCAACCCACCCGUAUUUAUCGCUAAAACGAAGGUUUUGGGUUGGGUGAAGGUUUUCUUUUGUACAACCCGCCUCUUUUGGGUUGGGUUUGGAUUUUGGAUUACACAACCCGUAGAACCCGACCCAACCCGUGUUCCAACUAUUAGUAUGAGUUCGUAUCUAAAAAAUAUUUGUGUCGUAUAUAGCAAUACUUAUGAGAAAAUUAAGAUAUUUCGCCAUGUUUUUCUAUCAUGGUCUCCCUAAUCUAAUGCAUUCUUCGACUUAAAGUUUAGACAUAAAUUGAGUGUAGUUAUGAUUCACGUAAUCCUUUUUCUUGUGUACAAUUUUAAUAGAAUAACAUAUUAUGG